AUGCGUGAGAUCGUGCACAUCCAGGCCGGGCAGUGCGGCAACCAGAUCGGCGCCAAGUUCUGGGAGGUAAUCAGCGAUGAACAUGGCAUUGACCCCACGGGCAGCUACCACGGGGACAGUGAGCUGCAGCUGGAGAGGAUCAACGUCUACUACAAUGAAGCUGCUGGUAAGUGUCGAUGGGAGCACAGCAGGGUUCCUGUGAUACUGGCUGCCGACGGCAAGGCUGUAAUGCUGGUGCUGGUUCCUCCCACAGGUAACAAGUAUGUCCCCCGUGCCAUCCUUGUGGACCUGGAACCCGGCACCAUGGACUCUGUGCGCUCCGGCCCCUUUGGACAGAUCUUCCGCCCCGACAACUUUGUCUUUGGUCAGAGCGGGGCUGGCAACAACUGGGCCAAGGGGCACUACACAGAAGGCGCUGAGCUGGUGGACUCUGUGCUGGACGUGGUGAGGAAGGAGUCGGAGAGCUGUGACUGCCUCCAGGGCUUCCAGCUGACCCACUCGCUGGGCGGAGGCACGGGCUCUGGCAUGGGCACCCUCCUGAUCAGCAAGAUCCGCGAGGAGUACCCCGACCGCAUCAUGAACACCUUCAGCGUCAUGCCCUCGCCCAAGGUGUCGGACACGGUGGUGGAGCCCUACAAUGCCACCCUCUCUGUGCACCAGCUGGUGGAGAACACGGACGAGACCUACUGCAUUGACAACGAGGCCCUGUAUGACAUUUGCUUCCGCACCCUGAAGCUGACCACUCCUACCUACGGGGACCUCAACCACCUGGUGUCGGCCACCAUGAGCGGCGUGACCACCUGCCUUCGCUUCCCCGGCCAGCUGAACGCCGACCUGCGCAAGCUGGCGGUCAACAUGGUGCCUUUCCCGCGGCUGCACUUCUUCAUGCCGGGCUUUGCCCCGCUGACCAGCCGCGGCAGCCAGCAGUACCGCGCCCUGACGGUGCCCGAGCUGACGCAGCAGAUGUUCGACUCCAAGAACAUGAUGGCCGCCUGCGACCCCCGCCACGGCCGCUACCUGACGGUGGCCGCCAUCUUCCGGGGCCGCAUGUCCAUGAAGGAGGUGGACGAGCAGAUGCUCAACGUGCAGAACAAGAACAGCAGCUACUUUGUGGAGUGGAUCCCCAACAACGUCAAGACGGCCGUCUGCGACAUCCCCCCACGCGGCCUCAAGAUGUCGGCCACCUUCAUCGGCAACAGCACGGCCAUCCAGGAGCUCUUCAAGAGGAUCUCGGAGCAGUUCACGGCCAUGUUCCGGCGCAAGGCUUUCUUGCACUGGUACACCGGCGAGGGCAUGGAUGAAAUGGAGUUCACGGAGGCCGAGAGCAACAUGAACGACCUGGUCUCUGAAUACCAGCAAUACCAGGAUGCCACUGCUGAUGAGCAGGGCGAGUUUGAAGAGGAAGGAGAGGAGGAUGAGGCUUAAGCUGCCUGGGAUCAAAAGAACUUCUGUAAAGCGGGCAUGCAUCUGAAUGACUUCUGGUAGUGGUGGUGGUAAAGCAUGUUUUCUAGAAACUAUGUACCCAAUUAUCCUCUCAGCAUUUUUGACUUUUGCCAUGUUUCUCCAUGUAACAGUUCUGAAUCCUAGUUCUUACAAUGUUUUUUCUCCUUUAAUAUUA
Molecule: messenger RNA, 1618 nt
Organism: Cinclus cinclus
Lineage: Eukaryota; Metazoa; Chordata; Aves; Passeriformes; Cinclidae
Product: tubulin beta-1 chain
Exons: 4
Coding region: 1-1425 (474 amino acids)
Biological process (GO): microtubule cytoskeleton organization; mitotic cell cycle
Cellular component (GO): microtubule; cytoplasm
Molecular function (GO): GTP binding; structural constituent of cytoskeleton; GTPase activity
Source: RefSeq, a predicted model, not a curated record